Cladophialophora immunda is the source of this 2419-nucleotide messenger RNA. RefSeq lists its product as uncharacterized. NCBI's taxonomy places the organism in Eukaryota, Fungi, Ascomycota, Eurotiomycetes, Chaetothyriales, Herpotrichiellaceae. The transcript is spliced from 4 exons. The record is from RefSeq and is a predicted model, not a curated record. The coding region runs from base 321 to 2063 and encodes 580 amino acids.
CCCCAUGAAAUCUCGUAACCGUUCAAAAAUCAGAGUUUCAGCUCAACCUUGGACUGAGUCACGCAGCGGUACUGCCACAUUGGCACCGACAAAGACUGAUUCCCUGCCGUCAGUUGUGUUUCUUUGAACCGCAUAUACUUUGUUGCUGGCGCGCCCCAAUACCAGGGUUCGAGCUGCCUUGAAAAUCUGAGAGGGGAGGGGUACGGACUCAGUUCCCGAAGCUUCAUUACUAACUCGUUCCCCCUAUUUUGGGCUUGUUGCUCCUGAAUGCGCCUUCGACACGACAUCCCUCGCUAUCCAUUUUUCGAUUGCCAGCCAAAAUGGGCUCUUUUGGUGAGGUCACCGAGUUCGGCCACGGCUUCAAGGCUCAAUUCUUAUUUGAUCCCAAAUAUAACAACUUGAAUCAUGGUUCAUUCGGUAGUUACUCACUACCUGUCCGCAAUGCGCUACGAGGGUAUCAGAAAUUGGCCGAGGCCGCCCCAGAUAAAUUCCUUCGCUACCAAUAUAUUGAUCUUUUGGAUAAGUCGAGGGAGCGGAUAGCGAAGCUUCUCAACGUGCCCGCAGACGAGUGCGUUUUUGUGCAGAAUGCUACAUCCGGUGUCAACACCGUUUUGCGCAAUUUGCAGUACAAGGAGAAGGACUGCAUCAUCUAUUUCGAUACCAUCUACGGGGCCGUUGAGAAGACGCUGGCUUCCAUUGUCGAGACAAACCCGCAACUCCAGCUUCGCAAGGUCGGACAUGGACAAGACUUUGCCUACUCACUACCUUGCACGCAUUCCGAGAUCCUCAAUGCUCUGUCACAGACAAUAUCGCGAGUCUUGUACGAUGGGUUGAAUCCCAAGGUUUGUGUUUUUGAGACGAUAGUGUCGUUGCCCGGAGUGCGGUUCCCGUUUGAAAGGAUCACCAAAAUGUGCAAAGAAUAUGGUAUUCUUAGUCUGAUCGAUGGGGCCCACGGGGUUGGCCAGAUACCCCUGAACUUGUCCCAGCUCGACGCCGACUUUUUCGUCAGCAACUGCCACAAGUGGCUAUUUACCCCACGAGGCUGUGCCGUUUUCCACGUGCCCAAGCGUAAUCAACACCUCAUUCGAACCACCUUUCCGACCUCACAUGGUUUUGUGCCCCAGGCAUCAUCGCCGAUUCGGAACCCUCUCCCACCGAGCGACAAAUCAGAUUUUAUCAAUCUAUUUCAGUUUGUUGCUACUGCAGACAAUACCCCUUACUAUUGUGUCCCGGCAGCCCUCAACUUCCGGCAAAAUUUAUGCGGUGGUGAGGAAGCCAUCUACAACUACAUCCGGGACAUCGCCCAAAGAGGGGCCGACCUCCUUGCCAUGCUUCUCGGGACUGAAGUCAUGGACGACUUGGAUGCCGGAUAUGGAUUGCGAACGAUGGGAAGCUACGAAGCCAGUGAUAAGCGCGAUGGAGGACGGAUUGGUUGGGCUGGCGGCAUCAGGGACUGUGCCAUGGCCAACGUGCUCCUGCCAAUCACCAUCAUUGGCGCCUAUUCUCGGGGAAGCCUCAGCAUGGGACCUGGUGGAGCCGGAAGUGCAGGUGGGCUGUCUCCCGCUUUCCGACAGUCGUCGUACGGAUUCCCCAGUGCCAGCGUUGCUUCGCAGCUUCGAUCAUCUUCUGCCAGCUCGGGAGGAAACCUCGGCGAACCCCGACGGUCCAAUUCGCCUCUCAAUUCUCCGAGUCUACAUUCGGCGGGUCCGAUCAUCAUCCAGGAAGCAGACGUAGCUACCCAUGUUGCCUGGAUGGAGAAGACGCUGGUGGACGAGUUUAACACGUUCGUCGCCAUCUAUGAAUACGACGGCAAACUGUGGACUCGAAUCUCGGGCCAAAUCUAUCUGGAACUCAAGGACUUUGAGUGGCUGGGAGGAGUGCUGAAAACACUGUGUGAACGAGUGCGCAAUGGAGAGUCUCUGCGGGGGAGAGCAAGGACACCGGGGAUUGAGAAGGCCGAGUUCGAGGCAUUGAGCUUGAAGUCGCCUUUUGCAUCGAGACAAAACACUGGUGAGGUGCUCAAGCGGUUCGAUGUCACCCAGGGAGGAUGGGUCGAUGCAUGAAUGAAGGAUGAGUUGUCCUGGGUUAUGUGGCGUCUGGCCGGGUUGCAGCAACGAAGUAUGGACCUUCACCGUCUUUAUUUUAUAUUCCCCCUCUUUUCGAGCUACACGUGUCCCAUCUGGAGUCCGGGGGAGGGCCGAGGAGAUGGUCGCAACCAUCAGGGCGCCAGCGGUCACGGAUGUGGCCUAGUUGCGGAGAAGAGCAACGGAUGAUUGACGUCUUGGGGUUGUACAUGUUUGUCAUGGGAAAUGCCUGGGUACCAUAGUUUUUGCGUAUGAAUACUACCGCCGCGCUGAUGGUCAGUGGUGGACAUGGCGUCAAGGGUCGAGGCAAUUCCGCCAUUUCAAGUACUCGUCAG